GAAUCAACAAACAACUGCUAUGGCUCUUGCGGUCUCCUGUAUCACAAAAUUAAGUUGAACUUCACCAACAAAGCAGACUUUGGUAUCUCCUCUCUUACCUGAUGUUACCUGAGAUAAAGUACCUUGCGAUUUAAACUUUCAAGGUACCACUUGAUAUGUAAUUUGUUUUCCAGCACCAGCUGCUACAGAUACAAUGCCAGUGGGAAAAAAGGCAAUUAAGAAAAAAGCAAUAGGAAAGAAGAGUGCCAAAAAAGGAUUGAAGGGUCUACAGAGUAUUGCAGAUCUUCUGAAGUCAGUCAGGCACCAAUAUGAAGUGAAAUGUAAGGAUUUCAAUAGUUAUGUGCAUCCAGAUGUGAAGAAACUUAUCAACCAGUAUGCUGAAAGUAACUCUCUUUUGGCAAAGUUUAUUUUAACCCCAGGUCCAACAGAUGAAAUACCUGUAAAAGUCUCACCACUUGUGGCAGCUAUAAGGAGUAAUCGAUAUGUUCAUGUCAAAGAGAUCUAUAUCUGGGAUGUACCAAUGAAACACGAGGAUAUUGCUACGCUGGCAUUGCUUUUGGAGCAAUCUAUUUAUCCCAUUCAAUACCUGGAACUUUUGGAGUGUGGUAUCAAUAGCUAUGGAGUAGACAGGCUAGCAAGGUCCAUUUGUAUGAGCAAUCUGACUGCUCUGGUGCUUGAUUAUAACAAAUUUGGUGACUCUGGCUGCAGUGGUCUUUGUAGAGGUCUCUAUGGUAAUAAAACACUAUUGCGUCUCAGCCUAUGUUAUUGUAAUCUUGGUUCUCAAAGUGGGGAGCUCCUUGGAAAAACAAUUUCCAACACAGCCAUAAGAGAUGUCUAUCUUGAUGGCAAUUUUCUGGAGUGUGAAGGGGUGAUCGAACUUAUAAAGCUCUUUGCCGACACAGCAGAAAUGGAAGCUAUUGAGCGUGCUGAAAAAAAGGAAGGGAAAAUUCCUGAAUCAAAUACAUUAACUGUACCAAGUGUGGCAUCAGCUAUGUCGUCAGUGUCAAGACCAACAUCUUCAGUUGCCAUUAGAAGCAAACCUGGAAGUGCGAGGUCUCAAAUGUCUUCUACAGGCAAGAUUGGAAAGAAAGGGAAAAAGAAGAAAAGUGCAAGGAAGAAAAAAGAGCCUCCUCCCCCACCACCAGUGGGCCCUUGGAUUCAGAAACUUCACUUGCUGAACAAUGGCAUUGAUGCAUAUGGGCUGGGUUCCACUCUUGGGCCUGUCAUGUGUAUGAAAAUGUUCAGAAAACUGAUAACACACUCUGAAAGCUUACAAGAACUCGAUCUAGAUGAUAAUGCUAUUGGUGACCUGGGUGGAAGAGAGAUCCUCGAGGCUCUCAUGGAUAGAAAGGAAGGUGGAUUGAAUGCUAUGAAAAUAAAUGUAUCACACAGAAUAAAUUCUUCAACUUUUGCUGCAAUUAACAAGCUUGGCUCAGGUCUCAAGAAAAAAGGGAAAAAAAAGAAAGGAAAACCAGGAAAGAAACGAAUUUAGAGUGAAGAAGUGCUUCUUGGGAAUCAGUUGAGUGAUGUUAAUGAAGAAUGCCAAGUUAAUACUUGUGAAGUCUUAAUAAUGUUGUGUGAAUAGGAACAACUUGUAAAUUGAUGUCACUUACCGACAAAUUUUUCAAUAAAUUUUUAACUACUUUUCAGGUUCUGUUUAUUGCAGAAAAAAGCGAAAGAUUAUACCUGGAUAUAAGAAUUAAAAUAAUUGAAAUUUCUAGAGAGUUUUGGCAAACAAACCAAGAACUAAUAUUGUACCAUAUAGGGAUGAGCAGUUCUAUGUGGUAAUUUAUAUCAUGCUUGAAAUUUGCUCUAAAAGAUUACUAUACUUGUCCAAAGGUACUUUACAAAUCUACCAAUAGACUGUUAAAUAAUUCAUCUGGAUUCCCUAAGGCCACCAAGUUGUUGGCUUAAGCACUCCACUGACCAUUAAGUUACAUUUUAAGGCGAGUGUUAAAAACAUUGUAUUUGGGAGGGGGUUCUAUUGACAUGGAAACACUUGCUUGCUAGAUUCUUUGCAAGUCUCACGCUCAAGUUACCCUGUCCAAUGAAAAUGUAGGGAGCUUAACGUCAAGGUUAGAACUGCGCAUCUAGCCCAGUCAAUGACCUAUUCGUGGGUUGGUAGCAAACAGCUCUCUUCCUAAAGCUCAAGGGUGGGGAGGGUAGUUUUUGGACCGCUAGAAUUGGCCCUUAGGCUGGAAGGAGUUUUCUACUCAUCCCGGUGGCGCCCUGUUUUGCCGGAUUGGUAGUCAGGAGGGUGGUUGAGGGUCAAAAGCAUUGGUGUGAGGAGGGGGCUCAAUUGACAUUGCAAACACCUUGUUAGUUUUUUAGUUGAAAGCCACUAUCUCCUGCCUAGCUGCCUGAAAUGCAGGGCUAGCAUCUUAGUGGAGCUUAUGGACAAGUCUACUUUAGGGUGGGCUGCCGAAUGCCUGUCUUUAAAGCUUUAUGGCAGAGACUGUAUCCGUUAGUCUGGUCAGUCAACUUUGGUUUGCUUCUCACUCUACAGAGGCUCCUAGGGAGAGGCCACUCUUACUUCUUAAGACAUUUUUACAAGAAAUUAAAAGGUAUAUUUUUUCAAUAUAUAUUUUCAAAUUGCAACUUUUAUGAAAACGGGUAUAUAUCUAUCAUACAUAUACCUGUUUUCAAGAACGUCGCAAAUUUGAAAAUAUAUACUAAACAUAUAUACCUUUUGUCUUCUCAUCAAAACCAGUCACUUUGACGAGGAAAGGAAAUACGUUUUUAAUAUAUAUUUUCAAACUGGCAACGUUUUUGGAAAACAGGUGUGUGUAAUGAUAUAUAUCUUUUUAGUAAAGGGGUAAGUUUCCAAACAAACUGUGGUGCUGCGGCGGUGGCCACCGUAACGGAUUUCAAAGCUGGUUAAAAUGUUCUAAUUGGUUAAACUGAUUUAUAUGGAACUAGAUAAAAUGGUUUAACCGGUAAAAAUGUUCCAGCUAGAAUGGUCCAAGUAAAUAAAUUGGUUCAUAGGUAGAUAAAAUGGUUCAACCAAUUAAAAAUGUCUUAACUGGA
Pocillopora damicornis (cauliflower coral) is the source of this 3027-nucleotide messenger RNA. RefSeq lists its product as uncharacterized. The record is from RefSeq and is a predicted model, not a curated record. Lineage: Eukaryota; Metazoa; Cnidaria; Anthozoa; Scleractinia; Pocilloporidae. Gene Ontology annotation, molecular function: protein binding.